Scaptodrosophila lebanonensis is the source of this 5526-nucleotide messenger RNA. RefSeq names its product ubiquitin carboxyl-terminal hydrolase 47 (gene Usp47). The record is from RefSeq and is a predicted model, not a curated record. Gene Ontology annotation, biological process: protein deubiquitination. Gene Ontology annotation, molecular function: cysteine-type deubiquitinase activity; cysteine-type endopeptidase activity. NCBI's taxonomy places the organism in Eukaryota, Metazoa, Arthropoda, Insecta, Diptera, Drosophilidae. The transcript has 11 exons. The coding region runs from base 358 to 5082 and encodes 1574 amino acids. Gene Ontology annotation, cellular component: nucleus; cytosol.
UUCACUUGGUUUUUUUCUUGGGCAAAAACAUAAAGUCAUAUACGUUAAUAAAUCGAAUUACGGUCUUUUGAGGAGCACGCGUAUUAGCCUGGAGCCGAUCGGCCGGUUCGUUGCAUAUCCACGCACAGAGCUCAGAGUAUUCGACUAGGCGUACACUCCUGAAUCGACCCACUCAUCACGUACAUACAUACGUGAAAUCGGAGCAAAUAUUGGGCGCCAGCGUCAAAGAUUCAUUCGACGAGGCUUCUCGAGCAGUACACGCGUGAACGAUGUCGUGCGUGGACGACGGGUCUUAGUUCGUACAAAAAUCUCGGAAAAAUCAGACGGCCUUUUCUAAUUAAAACUACGCGCUAGGAAAUGACGGACCAGGACAACGAGAGCACGCAAUGUGCGGUCUUUGACCAGACACCCGGUUCGCAGCAAAAGAAAAUAAAUCUCGUCGUUCGCUCGCAUUAUACUGUCCAACGCGUAAUCUCGGACAUUAGCACGCAAUAUGCUUAUUCAAAGUUUGAACUUCUGUUGCAGCCCUAUGAAAACAAAGAUCUGGUUUAUCUCAAUAAAUUAGAGAAGAAGCUGCUGUACGAAGUGCCCGGCUUUGAGCGCAGUCUGAAGAACUUUUUGGUACUCCUCCCGGCCGGCACUUGGAAUGGAGAUGUGAGCAAACGGUAUGAGCUACCCAUGAAACAAGCUAUAGUCAGCGCAAAAUCAAAUGCUAAAGCAACAAGCCAAGUGUCGAGUACAGCAACAAUAAAAACACCAAGCACAGAAACUUCAACAGCAGCAGAGAGCACAGAAAGAAAAGAAAAGAAAUCGGUGGCCAAAACAAGCCCCUCUAAAGCUGCGACAGAUACAUCGGCAGUGACUUCUAAUGGCGUCACAGUGGAGAAAAAAAAGCGUGUAACGGGCGAGAAAAAGAAAAAGGCAGCCGUGUCACCGACUAAGAGCAAAGCAACUCCAGCCUCCGCUGCUACUACCGUCGUCGCCAGUGCCGUAGCUGAAGCGCCUGUUGCAGAAGAACCACCAACAAGUGUAGCUCCAACUGUCAGAUCCAUAAGUCCGAAAUCAAUUGACGAGAACCUUCUACUCCACCCAGUCAUACACCCAGAACGUAGAACACCGGCAAUACUGCAAGAUAAAUUGCCAGAAAAUAGAAUAUUAAUUUCACCAGUCUACAAUAAUACAGAGCCAGAGCUUUUUAAUAUAAGCCCCGUCUCGGAUGCUGAGCCGCUGUCCGAUGAUGACCUAGCACUAGGUGCUUCGGCCAGUCCCACCCUCAUGGGUCCAGGCUACGACUUCAGCACAGUUGGAGUAUCUGAAGGUGGCAGCUCAAGUGCCGGUGAUGGUGGCGAUGGGAACGGUGAACGGUCCGAUGUUGUAGUUGUCGGACAGGGGCACGAGCCAGCUUGGUCUAGUUUCUAUAGGCGCAAAUACGGAGGUGAUGAUUUGGGUUCGUUGAAGAAUGUAUCAACAGCUGCCGACUUUGUGGCUCUGGCCACAACCGAGACUGAUAAUGGUACUGGAGUUUCCCCUCGUCUCAAUGGCGGACCACGUGGCUAUGUGGGUCUGGUCAAUCAGGCUAUGACGUGCUAUCUGAAUAGCUUAUUGCAGGCGCUCUUCAUGACACCCGAAUUUCGCAAUGCGCUCUAUCGCUGGGAAUUUGACAACGAUAACGAAGCCAAGAAUAUUCCCUAUCAGCUGCAGAAGCUCUUUCUCAAUCUGCAGACUUCACCUAAGCCCUCGGUGGAGACGACAGACUUGACUCGUAGCUUUGGUUGGGACUCAACUGAGGCUUGGCAGCAGCACGAUAUUCAGGAACUUUGUCGAGUCAUGUUCGACGCCUUGGAGCACAAAUUCAAAAAUACCAAACAGGCAAAUCUCAUCUCUACACUCUACGAGGGCAAGAUGAACGACUAUGUGAAGUGUUUGGAGUGCAAUACGGAGAAGACCCGUGAGGAUACGUUUUUAGACAUCCCUCUCCCGGUUCGUCCUUUUGGCAGCAAUUCUGCCUAUGGCAGCAUUGAGGAAGCAUUGCGAGCAUUUGUGCAACCGGAGACACUCGAUGGCAAUAAUCAGUACUUAUGUGAAAAAUGCAACAAGAAGUGCGACGCGCAUAAGGGUCUUAAGUUCAAGGCCUUUCCCUAUAUCCUGACUCUACAUCUAAAGCGCUUUGACUUUGACUACCAAACGAUGCAUCGCAUAAAGCUUAAUGACAGGGUAACGUUUCCGCAAACGUUGAACUUAAACAGUUUCAUUAGCCGUAGCGAGAACGCUGAGCAGUAUCAGUUAAAUGGGAGUGGUGUGACCAACAUUGACGAUUGCAGCACUGCGGACAGUGGCUCGGCCAUGGAGGAGGAUAAUCUAAGCAGCGGUGUCGUAACUACGGCCAGCUCAAGUCAACAUGAGAACGAUAUGAACGAUGAGGAUGAAGGCAUAGACAUGAGUACCAGUACCAACAAGAGUGCGCAUAUGGAACGCCUGAAGCAAGAGUCGGGGCCGUACAUCUAUGAACUGUUCGCCAUCAUGAUACACUCGGGCAGUGCAUCGGGCGGUCAUUACUAUGCGUACAUAAAGGACUUUGACAGCAACGAAUGGUUCUGCUUCAACGAUCAGAAUGUCAGCUCGAUUACGCUAGAGGAUAUACAGCGCUCCUUUGGGGGACCCAAUGGCAGCUACUACUCCAGCGCGUACACAUCCAGCACCAAUGCCUACAUGUUGAUGUAUCGCCAGGUGGACGCGAAGCGGAACGAGAAUGCAGCCAAGUGUGCUGACUUUCCGGAGCAUAUUAAGACCUUGCUGCCUAAAUUGCAUGCCGAGGAGGAUACGCGUGUAGCCCGCCUUGGACGCCACACAACUGUUACCGACCUGGCGUUACCAGAUCUGUACAAACCACGCGUGUAUUUUUACAAUCCAUCCCUUAAAAAGUUAAAAAUGACGCGCGUUUAUGUCUCGCAAAGCUUCGAUGUAAAUCUCGUACUAAUGUCCGCCUACGAAAUGCUCAAUGUGGAGCAGUUUGCGCCGAUAUCUCGCUGCCGUCUUGUCGCGUAUGAUUCAUCCACGGAGACGAUCAUACAGUCCCUAGAGAACUGCAGUGAUCCUGCGCUAACCGAAUUGCGUGCUGCGCAGGACUACAGUCUUGACUUCCUGCUCGAGUUCCGCGCCGAGGACCAACAAUUCGAGAUUUAUGAGACCAAUGGCACUACGUGGUAUGUGUAUGUCGUUGAUCUAGCAGCAAUGGCGAUGGACGGUCCCUUCCUGGUUUCCUCAGCAGCACGAGAUCAAAGCGACGUGCUGCGCCACUCAAUUGCGGUGCGUUUGCACAUUAAUGAGGAACAGUUUCUGCUUGCAACAGUGCGAGGCACGUACCGUAAGGCAUUCGUUGCCUAUGAUCCGCGACCCACGGCCGAGGCCCAACAGCAACUACAGAACAUGGCCAGCACACAAUUUAAAUAUCUCACAUACUUUUACUUGAACGUGCCUAACACAGAUGCGUCCACUUUGGAGAUACUGGGUGUGCCCACAAGUGAGGGGUCCGCAACACAAUCCACAGCCGAAACAUCUAAUGGUGGUGACGUGGUGGAUGCUGCCCUAAUGAAUGGCAGCCUCGACCGACAGACUGGCGGCGAUGCCUCCAAUGACUGUGAUUGGCGUCGCUACAAACGCGAUCAACCGCCGGCGACAAAUGCAACGGUGGCGGCAGCUCCUGGCGCUAUACCUGGCCACGAGUCGAACUCGGAGGACAGCAGUCUCAGCGACGGAGACCGUACUCUUGUGGAAUCGAUGCAAAAUCGUGGCGGUGGCGACAGUCAGGUCUCAUCUACCAGCCAUUCACCUCAGCUCUCAAGUCCUGAGGAUGAAGCAGCUUCCCAUGACGCCAUGAUGCGAGUACAAGCCUACUGCAAUGGAAAUAGUUAUGCGGAUGUGGAUCCCAGUUGUCUACCGCCUCCUACCAUACCGCACUUCUUUUAUGCUUGCAAGAUCGACUGCGUCGAUGCGGCCAGCAGCAGCAACACAACCUCGGGCCACCAGUCUGACGAUGAGGCGGCUCUGCGGAAACCCACGCGCUCCUUUAAGUUACUUGUGGGAACCCAGAUGCGCAUGGGUGCCUUUAAGAAGCACAUUGAGCAGCUGAUACGCAUUCCGGGCGCGUAUUUCAGACUGCAGCGGAAGCACGAAAACACAAUCUCCAAUAGUCUAAAUAACUCGCUGGUCUUCCUAAAUGAGGGCGAGACUUUGACAGUGGAAUUGGGCAAAACACUGCAAGCAGAUGAAUACAAGGCUAAAAUUUUUUUCAUGCGAUUGUCCGAUUUGGACAAUGAGACCGCCAAACUACCGAGCGUCUGCGAAUGGGUUUACAAUACAACAACCACAGUGGAGGCGGCCAAGCAAGAAUUGGUGGGCAAAAUGCAUCGCAUCGAUGCCAAAUAUGCGACGCUGACUGUGGCCAAUUGCCGCAUUUGGCUAAAGGGCGGCAGAUGUCCCAUUAAAAUACUAGCUAACGAUGAGACGCUAUCCUGCGAUAUGCGCACAAUCAUCACACCGGAGUUCAUUAUUCAAGAGUGCGAGGAGGGAGUCAAUCCUCAGCCAAAGGAUGAUGCGUUAACCAUAUUUGUGCGCCGCUGGUAUCCAGAUAAAUGGGAAUUUGGAAAAUUCCAGGAAAUCACCAUUGAUAAGGACAGUGAGAUUAGAAGUACUCUCUCACAGAUUUGCGACAUACCUGUAGACAACAUAAGCUACAUGAAGGUCAAUACCAACUUCCCCUGCACAAGUAUAUCGGCGAUGAGCGUCAAUGAGGAAAUGCGCUGGUGUUCGGUGCCGGCCACUCUAGACGUCUACCCGUUAACCACAACACUGACUGGCAACAUGUAUUUAUACAAAGAUAUCAAGGUACCCGUGCGCGAACUCUCGCUUGAGGAGCGCCGUCAGCUGAGCGCCAAGGAAAAGGCUCGCCUUGACCGCUUGGGUUGCAUUUCAACAACGCGCUACUCACAACGGCGCGAACGAGCGCUCAAAAUUUAUUUAGACUCGCCAGAAAAAACGAGCAAUGUCACCGCCUCAGCGCCCAUGGAUGCAUACGCGAAUUAGAUGUAUCGAGUCUUCAUUAUUUCUACUGCUAUUGGAUGUGGUACAAAAAACCUCUUCAAAUACAGACUUGUAUACAAUUAGCCGCGAAUAACCAACUCACGCAAAAACCUACAUUUAUUUGAAGUACGCAUAGAAAUAAACCGCAGAUUGGAAAUUGAAAGUCGCCUGUUUUAGUUUAGUUUCAUCUCAAGUCACAAUAAUCGUUGUUUAAUUUUGUCGGCUGGCGCAAAGGACGACGGGCAUCGCUUCAAUUGCACACAUUGCACAGCGGUCAAUAAAUAAUUAAUACAUUUUAAUCUUGCUCCUUUCGUAAUUUCAUACAAGAGUUCAAAGAAGAGACUGUAAACCUUAUUAAAAUACAUAUGCACGACAACAUAAUUGUAAAAUGUGAAAAUCUAAACUAAAUUUACAAAAUCAGUAAAAAUAAACCCAAAAAAUUAUAAA